Messenger RNA from Electrophorus electricus (electric eel), 398 nucleotides. It is a transcript of the gene fcer1gl, whose product is annotated as Fc receptor, IgE, high affinity I, gamma polypeptide like. Gene Ontology annotation, cellular component: Fc-epsilon receptor I complex. The record is from RefSeq and is a predicted model, not a curated record. Gene Ontology annotation, biological process: cell surface receptor signaling pathway. Gene Ontology annotation, molecular function: IgE receptor activity. NCBI's taxonomy places the organism in Eukaryota, Metazoa, Chordata, Actinopteri, Gymnotiformes, Gymnotidae.
UUUCACACUGCCUGUAUGUAGAUACAAAUCCCCAUACCCACGCCACCCAUAUUCUCAAAGUCUUCUCCACUUAUAUACUUCUCUGGUUUGGCUUAACCCUGCUCUGGACCACUGCCAGAAUGUAUGGAUUAGGGAUAUUGUUCUUCCUUCUACUGAAUGUCCAAAGUGCUGCAGCACAAGCUGAAGUGUGUUACAUAUUGGAUGGGAUUCUGGUUAUUUAUGGAAUUGUGCUGACUAUUCUUUACUGCAGACUGAGGAUACGCUCUAGAAACAGUGAGAAAGGUGCAGAGGCUAAAGACGAAGGCAUCUAUCAGGGUUUGAAGCCUCAUGCUUCUGAUACCUAUGAGACGCUCCAAACAAUGAAGAAACCAGUGAAGUGAGCAACAGUCCUGUCGCUU